CACCCCCAAGCCUAAUUUUUUUUCCCAUCAUUAGAUAGGUUUCUUGAAAAAUGUCGAUGCCACAAAGGCCUCGCGAUACACAAUUAGCAAACAUAAUUGAUAAACUAGCAGAGUUUGUCGCCCGCAAUGGUCCAGAGUUUGAACAAAUGACCAAAAUUAAACAACAAAACAACGCGAAAUUCGCUUUUCUUCAAAAUGGAUCAGAAUUUAAUGCUUAUUACCAAUAUCGUGUUAUGGAAGAAAGAAGAAAUCUAAUUGGUACGCCACCGAAUCUUAACACCUUACAGCAACAACAACAGCAGCAGCUAAUUUGGUCCAGUAAUGGAAAUCCUCCAAAGCCUCAAAACGUUAUCAACUAUACUGCUCAAAUUGAAAGCAUUAAUGGUCAACAGAUGAAAUUAAGAGAACAAAUAAUGCAAUCUGAAAAAAAUCUUACAGCUCAACAUCAGGUAUUGAUAAUUAAAGUGUUAUUACAACAGCAAAAGGGUGAAAUUGAGGAUGCCAUAGAUCGAGCGCAGGCUGAUAAAAUCACCCAAUGCGCUCAGGAAAAUCAGAUAUCAAUCAAUGAAUUAGACGAUGUCCUACAACCGAUCAUUGAAAGCUGCACGAAAGACAGUAUUGCAAAUGGAAAGUUAUGGAUAUUGCAACAAACAUCUAAUUCAGCUAAAAGUCAAAUAAUCUCGCAAUAUAUUCUAAAAAAGGCUAUGUCACCGUCAGCAGCAUUUACUCAAAAAUUGCAUCUCAUUUAUUUAAUUAACGACUUGUUACAUUACUGUGUGCGGAAGAACGCUGAUGAUUUGAAGAAUGCACUUGAAAGCGUCGUAAUUCCAAUGUUUUGUAAUGCAACGAUUAGUGCAAAUGAUGAUGAAAAAGACAAACUUGAUAAACUUCUUACUCUUUGGUCAUCGAAGGCAAACUUUUUUGAUUCCUGUGCGAUAUCAAAGCUUCAAUCACCGCCAUCAUCAAUUCAGGAAUAUCAAAAUACUUUGUUUAGUCAGUAUGCUUCUGUUAUUACGCCUUUAACUCAAGCAACAAAGGCAAAAUUUGAGACCUAUCAACAGCAACACCAAGCAUACGUUAAACAUGCAACAAACCAGAUUAAAAUGUUGGAAACUGAAAAACAAAAGUUAGAACAGCAAAACAUCAAACAACAACAACCACAGAUCAUUCAAGAACUCGCACAAAAUUCUCAGCAAAUGAUUCCAUCAUUAAUCAACAGUGUCAACAUGAUAAUGAAUCAACAACAACAACAGCAAAAUCGUACUGAUGUAAGCAUGAUGCAAAACAUGUUGAACAAUCAAAACUUCCAAAAUCAGCAUCAAAACUUCCCAUUUCAACAGCAAAUAACACCGCAUCAGCAAAAAAUUCAUAUUCAUGCACAACAAGAACAGUUCCAAAACUUUAAUCUUCCACCACCAAGUUUUUCAAUUCCUGAUUUGUCACGACCACCUCCAGGAUUUUCAUCAGCUGAAAGUUCACCGUCUCAAUCGGAACAGCAUUUGAUAGCUGCGAUAGCUGAAGAACCUGAUCCUCAACCGUAUUUUACUCUUCCAGCUGGUUUAAUGGUUCCGUUGAUUGAUCUUGAAGAAUGCAAUUAUCACAGUCUUGAUACGGAAAAAAUAAAAUUACCGCCAGCAGCAGCACCAACUGAUAAGCUUUUAAAUGCCGUUGAAGCUUUUUACUCUGCACCAAGUCAUGAAAGGCCAAGAGAUCUCGAGGGAUGGGAGAAAUUGGGACUUUAUGAAUAUUUCAAAAUUAAAAAUGCUGUACGAAAGCAAAAAGAAGAAUCUAUUGCAAAGGGUAGUCGUGAAAAAUCCAAAUCACCAUCUCCAAUUCCUGCUUCAAUGACAAAACCAGUAAGGAAACAAAAGAAGAGAAUUUUUCACUCAAAAAGUCCUGAACCACGUACCAGUAGAUCAAAAUCUCGAUCAGUUACACCAGAAACAAGACCUACAAUCGUUGCGACAAUCAAUCGGAAUCGGAAUAAAAAAAGAUCAAGAUCACCAUCCCCACAAAUACAUUUAAAACGCAAUUUUAACAGAGAAUCACGAAUUGAUCGACGAAAACGGUCAGUGACACCGCCAAGUUUCAUGGGAGCGGCUUCAAAGACUGCAACUGAUUUUAUUGAUGAAGGUAACAAGGGACAUCAAAUGUUGAAGAAAUUGGGCUGGACUAGUGGCGGGUUAGGUGCUGUUAAAAAUCAAGGAAUCACUGAACCCAUUUCAGGUGGAGAAAUAAGGGAUCGAAAUGAUCUUUACAAGGGUGUUGGAAUGAACACUAAUGAUCCAUACGAAAACUUUAGAAAGAAUCGAAGCAAUAAUUUUAUUGUAAGAAUGAAAUCACGUAGUGAAGAUAAAAAUUGAAACAUCAACAAAGAUUCUAUUUAUUUUCCUUCGAGAUUUGUCAUUUGAUUAAAAACGUUAAUUGAGGAACGUUAGCUUAUAAAUAAAGAAGAACUACAAGAAAAUUUAUAUUCUAUUUGG
Molecule: messenger RNA, 2483 nt
Organism: Clunio marinus
Lineage: Eukaryota; Metazoa; Arthropoda; Insecta; Diptera; Chironomidae
Source: the annotation of a GenBank genome assembly